Messenger RNA from Cyclocybe aegerita, 2808 nucleotides. Lineage: Eukaryota; Fungi; Basidiomycota; Agaricomycetes; Agaricales; Hemipholiotaceae. The record is from the annotation of a GenBank genome assembly.
AUGUCUGCAGCGGCCUUGGAUCGUCAGAUACGUCCCAUCUACGAGGCGUUGGACACCGGCUCGAACAAGUCUGCCAUUGUGGCUUGCAACAAGCUUCUCAAGAAGCAUCCGCAAAAUGAGCUCAUAAAGUCUCUUAAGGCUCUUGCUCUCAUCCGUUCUCAAAAAGUCGAAGAAUCUCUCGUCUUGUGUGAUGAAGUCCUGGAAUUGAAACCAACGAACGAUGCUGUACUGACUGCCAUGAUGCAUGUCCUCCGUGGACUUGGCCGGCAUAAUGACAUGGUCACGAUGUUCGAGGAGGCAUACAAGAAGCAGCCUACAAACGAGGAGCUGGGUGCACAAACGUUCUUCGCGAACGUGCGGGCUAGUCAUUGGAAGUCGGCUCAUCAAAUUGCAACUCGAAUGUACAAGCAAUUCCAAGAGGACAGAUACUUGUAUUGGAGUGUAAUCAGUGCAAUCCUCCAGGCCAAAGAUAUCAGCACCCCAUCGAACAUGCGCGUCAUUCUCUUCAAAUUGGCACACCGGUUAAUCACUUCCUCACCGACACCAAGCUAUGUCAACGCCGAUCGCUUCCAUCUGCACCUAUCCAUCCUUCGUGAAUUAGAGUUAUACGAUGAAACCGAGAAACUACUGGAUAGUGACGUGGGGAAGAGUAUCUGUGCCACCAAUUUGUCGUGUAAUGAAAUUCGUCGGGAUAUUUGGAAGAGGCAAGGGCGGGUCCAACAUGCAGGGGAGCUUGCUGAGCAAUUGAUCCUCGAAAACAAAGAUCGGAACUGGCUCGAGUUCCUUGCGGUUAUCGACGCCACGUUACUUUCCCAACCCUCUGGAGUAGCUUCAUCCUCAGAAAAUAAAAUAAAACACGCGGAGGAGUUGUUCACAAAAGUGGCUGAAAUCGAUGGAUUGAAAGAUCGGUCCGGUCUUCUGGCCCUUAUUGAGCUAGAAAAGAGAUCACGAACCCUCGGACUGUCCAAAGACUCAACGCAUCUACUGAAGUUGUUGAAGGAAUACUUUGAGAAGUUCGGCGAUAAAGCAUGCUGUUUCGAAGAUCUAAAACCAUAUGUUAUCCUAGAAGAUGGCCUGGACGAGUUGACUUCGUUCCUCGAAGCAGUUCCCACCUCGUUUAUGACCGUUUCGGAGCUGCGUCGGCUCAUCAAUGCCUUCAAAUUCCGGCGCUACAGCUUAUCUUCGUCACAAGUUUCGGCAGAGACAGAGUUGCAACGCGUGGCUGAGUAUAUACGGUACUACUUCGAAGGUCUUCCCCUUGGUGCAGGCCUUGCUUCGACAGAGCUGCAACCGGCUGACGACCUGAUACUGUUGGCCGGAAAUGCAUUAAUCAACCUGUGGAAGCUGACAGGAAACAAUUAUCACCUCUUCAAUGCAGUGUAUCUCCUAGAAUUUGCACUCACCAAGAGCAAGCAAUCUUUCCUGACCAGGUUGAUCUUGAUUCGGAUAUACCGGUUACUCGGAGCUCCAUCGCUUGCACUGGAUCAUUACAGAGCAAUGCAGAUCAAGCAAGUUCAACACGACACGCUUUCGCACCUCAUCCUCUCCCGGUCCUCAACAUUUUCCCUCGCAUCGACGGGUGAUUUGACCUUGGCCUCGGAAUGCUUAGAAUCAACCCAGAUUUACCUCAGCAAUUCACAAGAAACUGGUGACUACAUUGUUCGAGCAUUCACGGGUGAAAAAUACUCUCAAAUCCCCGAGUUCCUCACCUUCGAGGAUUGGCUAGACAACUCCCUGCAACGAGAUAUUGUGAAGAUGGAACACCUCCGUAUGCGUCUUACCCACGAACAAAUCGUAUCAGACGUUAUCGACAUGGAGCUCAUUGAACUGAAGUUCAUCUUUGACCGAACUCAUUACGACAACCGGGAUUUCAAGAUUCUUCCCAACUACCAACCGCUGUCGUCGCCAGGUCUGAACGAGCAAACCCUGCUCUUUGGCAAAAACGAAGGGAACGGCUGGUUGUCGACGUUCCUCAAAGUGUACAUUCGGGCUCUUCAACAAGCGAGCGAUCUCGACGACACCGUAGAGGAAAAACUGCUAAUCGGGGAUCGCCCAAAACAGACAGCUGAUUUCGAUAAGAAACUGUCACUAAGAGAGCGCCUUUCACAGGAUAACCCGAAGGACCUGGAAGAGCUCACUCCAGAUGAAGUCAAAUUUGUGGAAUUUGCCAAAGCCCUCGCUGAUUGGCUGGAGCCAUACCACAAUUAUGCCCGACCUCCACCUGCUGUUGUACUCGCUGAGGCAGCGAAGCAAACCGAACUGAAGACCGGACAUCCGCUGAAGGGCGUUGAAAUCCCCCCACUACCGUUAAAUGGUAAUGGUCAUCAUAAAAAGGAUGAAGAGCCCCCUGCAGCCCAGGAGCCUCCUCGAGCUGUGGUUAAAUACUUCGAAGGUUUGACGACACGGCUGGAAGAAGCCAGGACACACUCCUUGCCAGUUGAACUUCUACAUGUGUCCACUCUUGCCCAAGAAGCCUUCCUUCUGCUCGUGACGGAAACCUUACGCUUCAAGUCUUCUUCCGUGGUGAAGGCCAACAAGCUCGGUGCUUUGGUUACCAGCUUCAAGGAACUGAAGACGGGAGCUGUCUCCGUUCUGACGGACAUUUCUGCGAGUUUGAUCCGGCGAGGUGAACUUGAGGGCUCUGUGGAGAGCUGGAAAGCACCCGUUGAAGCCUGCACCGGUGCGCUUGUACCUCUGCUCGACCAUGAUUUCCUUGUCUUGCACUCUAAAAAAAUUGCCGAGGCUCGUCGCAAGGUCUUGGACGGUGUUGCAAAAGGGAUCAGACGUCUCUGUACGCAGUACCCGUAA